Paramecium pentaurelia is the source of this 2061-nucleotide messenger RNA. The record is from the annotation of a GenBank genome assembly. NCBI's taxonomy places the organism in Eukaryota, Ciliophora, Oligohymenophorea, Peniculida, Parameciidae.
GAUGAAAUCUGGAUUAUGGGAUAAUAUGAGAAAGAUGGUCACUCUGAUUGAUGAUCUAAGAGAUUGUGGUGUUUAAGAUUACAUUAAAUUACCAAGAAUAUGUGUUGUUGGAAUGUAGAGUGCAGGAAAGAGUAGUUUAUUGGAAAAUAUUUGUGGAUUGGAUUUCUUACCUAGGGGUGAUGUAAUUGAUUAAUUGCUAUUCAAAAAAAGGGUGUUGUAACUCGUAGACCUUUGGAAUUGCGUCUUGUACAUAUUCAAGAAAGAUUAUCACCUUGGGCAAUCUUCAAAGAAGUACCAGAAAAAAAGUUUACAGAUUUUACUAAAGUUCGUGAAGAAAUUGAUAGAUUAACAGAUGCAAAGGCUGGAUAAAGAAAGAGUAUAAUCAUUUUUAGAAUAUAGAUAUAUUACCUGAUCCUAUCGAAUUGACAAUUUGGUCACCUGAUUGUCCAGAUCUUACAAUUAUAGAUUUACCAGGAAUCACUUUAAUACCAUUAAGAGAUUCUGAUCAACCUGACAAUAUUGAAGAAAUUACAUUAAAUAUGUGCAAAAGGUAUUUUUAAUUUAUGAAACUAUAGAUAUUGUGAAGAUGAACGAACCAUCAUUCUAUGUGUAAUGCCUGCAAGUUAAGAUAUAACUACAUAGAGAUCUUUGAAAUUAGCUCGUCAACUUGAUCCAGAUGGUAUCAGAACUAUUGGUGUGAUUACUAAAAUUGAUAUUAUGGGAGAGGGUUCAGAUGCAUCCAAAGUAUUGUUGAAUGAGGAAGUCAAAUUGCGAUUAGGUUAUAUUGGAGUCAAAAAUAGAAGCUAAUAAGAUAUUAUUAACAAAGUUCCUGUCUAAAAAGCACUUCGUUAAGAAGAGGAUUAUUUUUAAAAUGAUCCUCGAUAUGCAGGAAUUCCUUAAGAUAUAUUAGGAACUAGAGCAUUAAUUGAAAAAUUGACGACUGUCUUAUAUCAACAUAUUAGAAAAUGUUUACCAGAUAUUAUCAAAGAAAUUGAUACUAAAAGUGAUGAAUGUGAAGAUAAACUCAAAUUACUUGGUACUGAAUUACCAAGAGAUUAAAAAGAUAAAGUCUAAUUAGUUUUUAAUUUACUUCAAGAUUAUACAGAUGGAUUUAAAAAUACAAUGGAUGGAAAAUAUGAUAAAAAUGAAGCUACUAUUACUGAUGAAGAAAAGAAAAUUGAACUUACAGGAGGAGCUAAAAUUAAAUAAAUGUUUAACGAAUUAUAUUAAGAAUUUGCAGAUGAAAAAUAUCAUGUUACUGAUUGUUAUUUAGAUAAAGAUAUUGAAUUGGCUGAUCAAUUACAUUAAGGUGAUAGCAUUCCUGGAUUUCCAUCUUUUGAUAGUUUUCUUUAUUUAAUUGUUCCUUAAGUUUAAGCACUCAUUAGACCUGCUUAAGAUGUUUUAGAUCAGAUAUUUUAAUAUAUGGAUGAAAUCAGUUAACAAAUAUUAAGAAAAGUAUUCAAUUCUUUUUUUAUUUAGGUAUUCACUAGAUUCCCUUCAGUACUAGAUGAAAUCUCAGAAAUGAGUCGCAAAGUCAUAGAGUCUCAAAGAGCCAAAGCUGAAUAAGUUGUGAUCAAUUAAAUUGAAGCAGAAAUGAAUUACAUCUAUACAAAUGAUGAAGAAUACUUAACUACAAAAGCAGAUCUUGUAUUUAAAUAAAACUCUAAGACAAUUGAUCCAAAAAAGAUCUUAGUUAGAGAACUCAGAAAUAGAGUUGAUCUCUAUUACAAAAUCUUAAUUAGAAAUCUUAGAGAUAGCAUUCCAAAAGUAAAUACUCUUUUAAUAAUUUUAGUAUAUUGGGUAUUAUCUAGUGAAAUAAACUUUGGACAAAAUGCAAUUGGUUUUAUAUGAUCAAAUGAAUAAAAGUGAUAAUGUUUUCUAAAUGUUAGAAGAAGUAAAUGCAUUCCUAUUUAUUAAUUCUAGCCUGUCUACAUCCUAUAGGAAAGAUAAUAACUCUAAAAAACUUUGAAGGCAUUGAAGUAGGCAAAGAAAGUACUUAAAUAAGACCCAGAGUAAUUAUUUUAUCCAUAAUGCAAGUCUUUCGAAGGGCCGUGGUUGAUU